UAACGGGCAUUUGACAGCACAAUAAACUCUGUCAAGUUUACUUGCAUUUUAUUUUUAUUUGUCCAGUAUUCCACAACUUAGCUACUUGAAGAGAUUUUACUUGAAAGGUUCGUUAUUACAGAUUAAUAUUAAAAUGCAUCUGUGGGUUCUGUGCGCAUUUGUUAUUCUGGUGCCUUUGCUGUGCGAUGCGCGGAUCUCUAAGCGUUAUGUGAUCGGCUGUCCGGAGCGCUGCGAUAAGAGUCUGUGUCCGCCCAUGCCGGCUGACUGUCUGGCCGGAGAGAUCCUGGACCAGUGCGACUGCUGCCCGGUGUGCGCGGCCGGCGAGGGCGAUCCCUGCGGCGGUACAGGGAAACUGGGAGACCCGGAGUGUGGAGAGGGUCUGGAGUGCACUGUCUCUGACGGGGUCGGAUCAACGACUACCGUGAGGAGGAGAGGAAAAACCGGCGUGUGCGUGUGUAAGAGCCCCGAUCCCGUCUGCGGCAGCGAUGGGGUGUCCUACAGGAACAUCUGCGAACUCAAGAGAGUCAGUAACCAGGCACAGAAACUCCAGCAGCCGCCCAUCAUCUUCAUCCAACGAGGAGCCUGCGGGAAAGGCCACGAGGAGAAUCCGGAUAGCCUCCGGCACAGAUAUAACUUCAUCGCUGAUGUGGUGGAGAAGAUCGCUCCAGCUGUGGUUCACAUUGAGCUGUUCCGCAAAAUGAUGUUCACUAAGCGGGAAAUUGCGGUGGCCAGCGGCUCUGGUUUCGUGGUGUCUGAGGAUGGUCUGAUUGUAACCAAUGCCCAUGUGGUAGCCAACAAACACCGGGUGAAGGUUGAGCUGAAGACCGGCGCCACCUAUGAAGCCAAAAUCAAAGACGUGGAUGAGAAAGCAGACAUCGCUCUCAUCAAGAUAGAUGCUCCGAUGAAACUCCCAGUGCUGUUGUUGGGCCGGUCGGCUGAUCUGAGACCAGGCGAGUUUGUGGUUGCUAUCGGCAGUCCGUUCUCCCUUCAGAACACAGUGACCACAGGCAUCGUCAGCACCACCCAGAGAGGCGGCAAAGAGCUGGGCUUGCGUAACUCUGACAUGGACUACAUCCAGACAGAUGCCAUCAUCAAUUAUGGUAAUUCAGGAGGGCCCCUGGUGAACCUGGAUGGUGAGGUGAUAGGUAUUAACACACUGAAGGUGACAGCAGGAAUAUCCUUUGCCAUUCCCUCUGACAAGAUCCGACAAUUCCUGGCCGAGUCUCAUGACAGACAGGCUAAAGGAAAAACAGCCACAAAAAAGAAGUACAUCGGUGUAAGAAUGAUGACAUUAACCCCAACACUUGCUAAAGAGCUAAAGGAAAAACAGAACGAUUUCCCAGAUGUCACCUCUGGAGCUUACGUCAUUGAAGUUAUCCCAAAAACACCAGCUGAAGUUGGCGGUCUGAUGGAGAGCGACGUCAUAAUCAGCAUUAACGGUCAGAGGAUCACAUCAGCCAGUGACGUCAGCACAGCCAUCAAGAAAGACGAGAGUCUGAGAACAGUGGUACGACGUGGCAACGAAGAUGUCAUCCUCACAAUCAUUCCUGAGGAGAUUGACCCUUGACCUCCCUUAUGCUCACCCAUGAGCUGGUUCUCAGACUUUUACUGAGUGUGUGUCCGGAGCCACACUCAUUCUAGAAAUCAUAGUGAACACUUUCCAGUCCAACCAUCAUCCAUCCUAAAUACUGAUCUCAGCUUUCUCACUUCUCAUAUCUCCCAAGUCAUUUUCUGCUUAUUCAUUAGUAUACCAUGUUAGAAUGAGCCCUUUGUAAAUAAAUAUGAAAAUUUAGUGCUGGCUAGUUCACUAACACUUCGAAAUGUAUAUAAUUAGUAUGUUCCAAAAAGAUAGUGAGCUGCCUAUAAGGCAGAAUGAUGGCGGAUACAUUAACCAUGGUUUUGUUAUUGCAAAAGUGUAGUAACCACAUUUUUUGACAUGCGUAUCACCAUUUGUAUAACCACAGUUUUACUACAACCACCAUGACUAAACUAUGGUUAGUGUAGCAAAACCAUGGUUAAUUUGUGGUAUUACAAUGUUUUUAUUUGUAGUAAAAUCAUGGUUAAUUUUCAUAAACACUCUAUAAAUAUGUCUUGGAGUUAUACAUGUUCUGUUUUGGGUUGAGUAUUAUGCUGUUAGCUUAGCAAAAUGCUAACAGCUAACUACUGAAAUCAGUUAUGAGUCUUCCAUACUUCAUUCAAAGUUGACGCCUAUGUGUGUUCCAAAUCAGUCACCUAUGACAUUACAUGACAGGCAGUUCACUACGUUUUGGAACAGACCUUAUAUUUCAUCUUAAUGUAUACAUCAGCAAGGCAUCAUGAAAUUUUGUUGUCUUUAUUCAGCUUUCUUCAUUUUUUUAUACUUACACUCAGAUCUCAGACUUGACAGUAUUUGUGGGCCAUUAGAGGAUGACUAUUAUCUUGGAAUACCUUUUCUUCAUUAAAUGUUUGUGUGUCUGUGUCUGUCAGACGGCAAUUUCAGAAACGAAAUUAAAGAAGGUUAACAUUUUUAAA
Labeo rohita (rohu) is the source of this 2511-nucleotide messenger RNA. RefSeq names its product HtrA serine peptidase 1b (gene htra1b). Gene Ontology annotation, cellular component: extracellular region. The record is from RefSeq and is a predicted model, not a curated record. Lineage: Eukaryota; Metazoa; Chordata; Actinopteri; Cypriniformes; Cyprinidae. Gene Ontology annotation, biological process: positive regulation of apoptotic process; proteolysis; programmed cell death. Bases 134 to 1567 code for a protein of 477 amino acids. The transcript is spliced from 9 exons. Gene Ontology annotation, molecular function: serine-type endopeptidase activity; protein binding.